UUUUUCUUCUCUCUCUCAAUGGAGAUUGGGAAACUGAUUGUGAUUUUUGUCAAUGAUCUGUUGGAGAUGAUUGAUUCGAUUUUUGGUGACCUUCGUCUGUUCUUGGCCUUUAGCUCAGCAUCUCUACCGAUGGUGGAUCGCAACGGUGACUCUCGGUGAGGUAACCGAUGACUUGGUUGGAUGAAAUCGGAUCCCACCAAAUCGGAUCCUUUCCUUCACCAAUUCGGAGAUGUUCAAACACCACGACGGUGGCGAUGGCGUCCCUCAACAUGUCAAUAGCCCUCGCUUCUCUGUUCCCAUGACCUGCCUUGCUCAAUCCUUCAAAUGCGGCGGUUCUGAAGGUUCUAGUCACGUCGGUGUCAGUGGUGGUGGUGUUGUCGAUUCUGCUGUUAAUAGGAAGCAUCAGACGUAUAGUCAGUUGAGGCAGAGAGUUGUGAAAGGCCUGUUGAGGAAGCCGACGGGAUCCGUCGUUUCGGAUUUUAGUUUUUAGGAGAGGAAGAAACUUGGCCGUUGGAUGUUUUUUGCUUUAUGUGGUGUCUGUUUGUUUAUGGGUGUUUUCAAGAUUUGUGCUACUGGUUGGCUUGGAUCUGCUAUUGAUGGCGUAGCUUCUGAUCAGGAUUUAACCAACUCAAUCCCCCGAGUAAAUCUACUUGAUCAUAGCUCCCAUGAUUAUAUCUAUAAAGAUGGAGGGAAUAAUGUUGAUCCUACUUUGGUUAUGGUUACUUCUGACGUGGUGGGUGACCAAAACAGUGUAGUUGAAGUAAGUUUUAUCUCUGCUAUCAUCUUUUCUUCCACUGAUUCAUUCCCUACACUCGUGAAUCUUGCUCUAAAGCUUUCUACUGAAAUCUUGCUCUACUCUUCACUCAGUACUCAGGUGUUUGGGCAAAACCUCUACCAUAGUCACGAUAGGUGACUUUCAGUUGGUUUUAUUAACUUCUCUUUAGCUGAUUUCAUUGUAUCACCGAGUUUGCAGUGGCUUUAAAGAUUUAUUUGAUUGGCAACACUUCAUUGAGGAGUUGAAGGAUGAUAUUCAAUGAUGAUCUUUUUUUUUUUCAAAACUAAGAACCUUACUUAUAAGGGCAACCCCAAUGGGGGGAUAUAUUUUAGGGCCUCUUAAGAUUGUUUAUUAAUAUAUUUUGUAGUUUGAGUAGAUUAAGAACUUUGUGAUUGUUAAUUAAAAGUUUACCUCCCAAUGGUGGGUUCUUA
Molecule: messenger RNA, 1206 nt
Organism: Camelina sativa (false flax)
Lineage: Eukaryota; Viridiplantae; Streptophyta; Magnoliopsida; Brassicales; Brassicaceae
Source: RefSeq, a predicted model, not a curated record